Messenger RNA from Trichoderma harzianum CBS 226.95, 1680 nucleotides. RefSeq lists its product as hypothetical. Gene Ontology annotation, cellular component: Rab-protein geranylgeranyltransferase complex; cytoplasm. Gene Ontology annotation, molecular function: Rab geranylgeranyltransferase activity. The record is from RefSeq and is a predicted model, not a curated record. Bases 95 to 1189 code for a protein of 364 amino acids. The transcript is spliced from 2 exons. Lineage: Eukaryota; Fungi; Ascomycota; Sordariomycetes; Hypocreales; Hypocreaceae. Gene Ontology annotation, biological process: protein geranylgeranylation.
CGCAGGGCAGUGCUGGACCUGUAUCUGUCUCUUCUGAGCAACUUUUCACGUUACUUGAAACAUCAACCGUAUAGAGGCCUGUAAUUCCAGUAACAUGGCCAGCCAUGGCGUGACUCGCACCGUUCGGACUCGCACCGAAGAACAGCGGCUGCAAGACCUCGAAAAGAUCAAGAAAUACCGCCAUCUCGAGAUCCAGAUACGCACACAAGUCGCCACGGGAACCUACACCCUAGAUCUCUUCGAGCUUACCACCAAGCUCCUUCGUCAGAACCCCGAAUACUACACCAUAUGGAACAUUCGACGCCGUUGUUUAAUAUCUUGUCGGUUAUCCGGAGCAGCAGACCAGACGGCAUCAGCCGCUCAAGAUGGCACAUCAGAUACCAAAAACCAGGACUCAGACAGCCAAGUGCUGCAGUCCGAAAUCGCCUUCACUAUGCCGCUGCUGCUGGAAUUUCCCAAGUGCUACUGGAUCUGGAACUUUCGGCAAUGGCUUCUAGCACAAGCCAUUCAGAGAUUGCCUCUCCCGGUCGCUCGCAAGAUUUGGGAGACAGAACUCGGCCUGGUGUCCAAGAUGCUAAACAAGGACCAGCGCAACUAUCAUGCCUGGGGCUACAGGAGGCUUGUGGUGGUUCAACUGGAGAGCUCCGAGCUCGAUGGCAAGAGCAUGGCUGAGGAUGAAUUUGCAUACACAACCAAGAUGAUCCGACAGAGCCUGUCCAACUUUUCUGCGUGGCAUAACCGAAGCCAGCUCAUUCCAAAAGUCUUGGAGCAACGAGGCGCUGAUGACAAGGCCCGAGCAGCUUUCCUCGGCGAGGAACUGGAUCUUGUGCGGGAUGCUCUCAACGUUGGCCCCGAAGAUCAAAGUUUAUGGUACUAUCACCAGUUCCUCGUAUCCCAAAUCGUGGGGGACGGAAAUAAGCCGAGCAUCACGCCGGCUUUGACUGUCGACGAGAAGAUUACCUACCUGAAGCAUGAAAUUGAUGAGAUUAAAGAUUUGUUAGAGGAUUACGACAACAUCAAAUGGAUUUACGAAGCUCUGUCAGAAUAUACCGUCGCAUUGGAACGACUACAACGCACUGACAGCAAUGGCGCUGAGGCUGGCGACUUGCAGGUCUUCCUGUCGAAGCUGCGGACCCUGGACCCGAUGCGCACGGGUCGAUGGAAUGAUGUUGAGCAACUGGCAUCAUGAUGACAGCCAUGGUUAAUACAAUUACUCUGUUUAUUCUGACUCCGUCUACAUUCAGGCGUACGAAUACUACAGAGGCAUAGUUGACUGGCACUCUCUUUCUAAAGAGGACAUCCCAGGGGUCAUGAUUCAUACUUCUAGACUUAUUCCGGCCUUUGCCUAUUGGCAUGGAGGCGGCAUAAACCGGGACAUGACAUGGUCAUGCAGAUAUGACAUGUCAAAUGAUGUACACCGUAGAGGCAAGCAAACCGGGACUUUGGGCCAUGUCGAGCUGUCACCCAUCAAACGCGGUUGGGGGAAAUGUCAGUUGGAUUGGCAGACAACAGCUUCUGGAACAUGUAUCAAACAUUUAAUGGAGAUCGGCGGUUAGCGUAUACUAAUACAUGUGAUUCAACCCUGUUAAAACGUUGAACUCGUACACUGUACUUCGGUAAAUCAUGUAGUUUAUAUUAUCAUAAGACAGUUUGCCAGUGUCAAGGCAUUGAAUGGUCACC